AUGCGCCUCGCAACCCUCAGUCUCCUCUCCAUCCUCGGAACCUCCCUGGCAUACACACUCCCCACGGACCUCACCCAAUUCUACCUCGUCACAACCUCGCAAUCAACACCCAGCACCAACUCCUCGCAACUCCAAGGCGUCUCCGCAACCGCAAUAUUCGCCGAAGACCCCGUCCUCCAAUCCUACCUGCUCCUCCGCCUAAUCGGCCCGGGCUACGCCUCGCUGCCAAACUUCACGCUCGUAGACGGCACGCUAUCUACGAUCGCCGCCGGGCCGCACGGCCAAGGCAGCUACAAGUACAACAGCACCGUGUUGUCCUCAAACAGCCCGUUGAAAUUCCUGCCCUCAGUGCAGCCAGCGGGGAACAUUGCGCUAGACGGCGGGUAUCUGCUGACGGUCGGCGGCGAGAAGGAAGGCUGGACGAUUUGCGAGGGCGCGUUGGGGCAGCGGGUGCUGUAUUGGAAGGGCGCGAAUGGGACGUGUGCGAAGACGUAUUUGCAUGCGGUGAGGGAGGUGCCGUAUAGGAAGCCGUAA
Molecule: messenger RNA, 534 nt
Organism: Trematosphaeria pertusa
Lineage: Eukaryota; Fungi; Ascomycota; Dothideomycetes; Pleosporales; Trematosphaeriaceae
Exons: 2
Coding region: 1-534 (177 amino acids)
Source: RefSeq, a predicted model, not a curated record